CACAUACAAGAUUCCAAAAGAGAGAGUGGCAAUUGAAUGAUGGAGAGAGUUGAGUAGAAAUCUGAAGUUGGAAUGAUCAAUAAUUCGCAAAUCCAAGGUAAGUACAAGGUUCCUGUAGUCACAGAGCAAAGCUGUGAAAUGGUGACCAUCAAGGCAUCUUACAGGGUGAUUCCAAAUGAGCCAACUCCCAAUGGUCCUUUGUGGCUUUCUGAAAGUGACCAAAUGGUGCGUUGGACUCAUGCUGCUACACUCUACAUUUACAAGGCAAACCACAAAGAUGAUGCCAUUGAGAGAAUGAGAGACUCUCUUAGCAUGAUUUUGGUGCAUUACUAUCCAAUAGCUGGUCGAUUAAGGUGGAUACAAGGUGGUCGAUUGGAGUUGGAUUGUAAUGCAAAAGGGGUGGUGUUGAUGGAAUCUGAAUCCACAAAAAGAAUGGCUGAAUAUGGAGACUUUUCACCCAAAGAACCCAUCGAGGACCUUAUUCCUACAUUUGAUUAUACUCAACCAAUAGAAGAGAUUCCCUUGCUGGUUGUACAAGUCACAAGGCUCUAUGAUAAAGGUGUUGCUAUUGGAGUUGCUCUUUCACAUUCUCUGGCUGAUGGGUUUGCUAAUGUUUGUUUCAUCAACACAUGGGCCAAGUUGGUUCGUGGAGAUACAUUAGACAUGGAUGAAAUGUUUCCAACUUUAGAUAGAUCAAUAAUGCUCAAAUCCUCAUACCCUUCAUUUGCACCACGUUUUGAUCAUCCAGAGAUGUACCCUCUUCCCCUCAUGCUAGGAAAAUCUGAUUGCAUGGAAGAGAAAAAUAAGAGCCUCACGGUUGCAACAUUGAAACUCACAUCACAACAAGUGGAGAAACUGAAGAAGAUGGCCAAUGAUCAAACUCAGAGAAAAGGGUCUAGACCUUAUAGUAAAUAUGAAGCUAUUGUUGCAUAUAUAUGGAGAUGUGCAUGUAAGGCUCGUCAACUUGAUGACACUCAACCAACUCAAGUUCGGUUUCUUGUUGAUAUUCGCAACAAAUUAAAUCCACCUCUCCCUCAAAACUAUUUUGGCAAUGCUGUGGCAAGAACAGUGUCACCAAUGUGCAAUGUUGGAGAACUUAUAUCAAGCCCUUUGAGCUAUGCUAGCCAGAAAAUAAGGGAAUCAAUUGAAAUACUAACAAAUGAGUACAUAAGGUCGCAGCAAGAUUUUAUUAGGGGGCAGGAACACUUGGAUUGGAUAAGGGCUUCUUAUAUACGUCCUAAAGAAGAUAGGAAUGCCCCAUUUGAUGGGAAUCCUAAUCUUGGGGUUGUGAGUUGGAUGAGCAUGCCAUGGCAAAAAGCAGAUUUUGGAUGGGGGAAACCUAUGCAUUUCGGCCCUGGACACAUGUGGCCUAGUGACAUUGGAGUCAUUAUUGGAGGCCCAAAUGGGGAUGGUUCUAUCAUCAUAUCUAUGCAUUUUCAAGUAGCACAUAUGCAACUUUUCACCAAGUUCUUUUGGCAGGAUAUGUUAGAUUCUAGCCUUUGA
Messenger RNA from Abrus precatorius (Indian licorice), 1503 nucleotides. Its product is annotated as spermidine hydroxycinnamoyl transferase-like. NCBI's taxonomy places the organism in Eukaryota, Viridiplantae, Streptophyta, Magnoliopsida, Fabales, Fabaceae. The transcript is spliced from 2 exons. The record is from RefSeq and is a predicted model, not a curated record. Gene Ontology annotation, molecular function: acyltransferase activity, transferring groups other than amino-acyl groups. The coding region runs from base 73 to 1503 and encodes 476 amino acids.